AUGCCAUCCAACGGUAAUGCCGGAUCUCCUCACGCUGGUCGCACCCCAGCACCUUCCCCGAUCAUCUCGGACCCAAACGCAAACCACCCAUUCGAUGGGCGUCCCCGUCCCGGCGACACACGUCCUGUAGCUGUCCAACAAGUCCUGUACGAUGCUGCGAGGCUUGUUGCGCUCGCCUGGCAGAGGAUGGAGGAGAUUGGAGAGGAGGGGAAGGCCGACGAGUUGAAGGCCAUCGGCAGCCGGAUGUUUGGAGAUGAGUUGUGGGACGUCGUUGUGCAGGUGGUUGUUAACCAGGCGUAA
This is a messenger RNA of Recurvomyces mirabilis, 300 nucleotides long. RefSeq lists its product as uncharacterized. Bases 1 to 300 code for a protein of 99 amino acids. The record is from RefSeq and is a predicted model, not a curated record. NCBI's taxonomy places the organism in Eukaryota, Fungi, Ascomycota, Dothideomycetes, Mycosphaerellales, Teratosphaeriaceae. The transcript has 2 exons.